AUGAAAUCGCUAUACACAUUUAGCAGUUUUGAUGGUACUACUUGCAUUUGGGGUAGAGAGGAAGGAGAAUAUGAGGUUAUAGCGGCUUUGGAAGGUCAUGAAAAUGAAGUAAAACGUGUUUGCUUUUCACCUGCAGAAGAGUUACUAGCUACAUGUGGUAGAGAUAAAUCCGUUUGGAUCUGGGCAGUUGAAAAGAAUAAUGAGUUUGAGUGCGUCUCUGUUCUACAGGAACAUAAUCAAGAUGUGAAGUGCGUCGUGUGGCAUCCGACUUCUCCGAUUUUAGUCUCGUGUGGAUACGACGACCUUAUUAAACUUUAUGCUGAAGAGGAAUACGACUGGGAAUGCUAUGAAACUCUAGAAGGCCACCAAUCCACAGUGUGGGAAGUUUCAUUUAAUUCCAAAGGAAACAAAAUGGUUUCUUGCAGUGAGGAUGGAAAUCUAAAAGUCUGGACAUCCGUUUCCAACGCUUCGCUUAGGAAGCCUUCUUAUAGCUGUACGGCGACGGUAGCCGGGCUGCACACGAGAGUUGUAUACUCGCUUACAUGGAACUGUAACGAUGAACUUUUAUCGACUGGCGCUGGCGACAAUUUCAUUAGAAUUUUUAAAAAAGCGGCUGUAGAAAAUGAAAACUUUAGACUGAUGGAUCUCAGCGAUGCUCAUAAAAAUGAUGUGAACUGUGUGAGAUGGCAUCCGGUCGUCCCCAAUAUAUUGGCUUCCUGUGGAGACGAUAAAACUAUAAGAAUAUGGAAGUAUCAAUAUUAAA
Messenger RNA from Zophobas morio, 763 nucleotides. RefSeq names its product probable cytosolic iron-sulfur protein assembly protein CIAO1 homolog. Lineage: Eukaryota; Metazoa; Arthropoda; Insecta; Coleoptera; Tenebrionidae. Gene Ontology annotation, biological process: iron-sulfur cluster assembly. Gene Ontology annotation, cellular component: cytosolic [4Fe-4S] assembly targeting complex. The transcript has 10 exons. Gene Ontology annotation, molecular function: protein binding. The record is from RefSeq and is a predicted model, not a curated record. Bases 1 to 762 code for a protein of 253 amino acids.